Molecule: messenger RNA, 93 nt
Organism: Parastagonospora nodorum SN15
Lineage: Eukaryota; Fungi; Ascomycota; Dothideomycetes; Pleosporales; Phaeosphaeriaceae
Exons: 2
Coding region: 1-93 (30 amino acids)
Source: RefSeq, a predicted model, not a curated record
AUGCCAACAACGCAAUUCAAGGGCGUGACGCAGACGUGCAGUGAACUUUGCCCGGUUCACCGAUGGGUCACCAGGGACAGCUUCAUGUUGUGA